AUGGCGAGCCUCCUCUCCCUCGUGCUGCUCCUCGCGCUCCUCGACACGUCGCGCGCCACAAACUUUGAGGUCGGCGGCGACGCCGAGUGGGUCGUCCCACAGGCCGGCGAUUCCCAAACGUACAACCAUUGGGCGUCCAAGAACCACUUCCACGUCGGCGACAUCGUCCAUUUCAAGUACAAUCAGGACUCGGUGAUGGUGGUGACGGAGGAGGGGUACAACAAGUGCGAGUCGUCGCACCCCAUCUUCUUCUCCAACAGCGGUAACACCCAGGUGCGCCUCGACCGCCCCGGCCCCUUCUACUUCAUCAGCGGCGUCACCGGCCACUGCCAGGGCGGGCAGAAGCUGGUCAUCAAGGUCACUGACAAGGCCCGGCCACCAUCGGGGCCCCCCAGCGGGGCCGCGCCGGCGGGCUUUGGAUCCGCCGGCGCCAUUGUUGUCCUGAUGGCUGUGCUUUGGCCUCUUCUUGUUAUGCAUGAUAUUUGA
Molecule: messenger RNA, 486 nt
Organism: Triticum turgidum subsp. durum (durum wheat)
Lineage: Eukaryota; Viridiplantae; Streptophyta; Magnoliopsida; Poales; Poaceae
Source: the annotation of a GenBank genome assembly